This is a messenger RNA of Indicator indicator, 837 nucleotides long. RefSeq names its product RBPJ interacting and tubulin associated 1 (gene RITA1). Gene Ontology annotation, molecular function: tubulin binding. Gene Ontology annotation, biological process: Notch signaling pathway; negative regulation of Notch signaling pathway; nuclear export. The transcript has 4 exons. The record is from RefSeq and is a predicted model, not a curated record. Gene Ontology annotation, cellular component: nucleus; cytoplasm. Bases 1 to 837 code for a protein of 278 amino acids. Lineage: Eukaryota; Metazoa; Chordata; Aves; Piciformes; Indicatoridae.
AUGCGGGCGGGUGGGCCGGUCCCGGGAAGUGGUUCCGCUCCUGCUCCCGCACUGCCGCGAGCGGGCCGGGGCCGGGGUAUCCGCCGGGCGCGGGCCUCCUUCGUGGACGAGUCGCUCUUUGGCAGCCCCGCGGGGGCCCGCCCGGAGCCGCCCGGCUUCUCGCCUCCCUGGGCGGCGGCGGCAGGCCCCGGGCGCGUCGGCUUCCGGCCAAGGAGUAAGUGCAGGUUGAGGAGCCACACCCCGUCCUUCUGCGACGAGUCCCUGUUUGGUGCCAAGCCCGCGGGUCCGGCCUGGGCAGCUCCCUGGCUGAGGAAGGAAGAUAUAGCCAAGCUCCAUCCGCUGCUCUGGAGCCCCCCGCCUGCCCCCCAGCCCAGUCCGGCGCCCCGCUGCCGGGAGACUCCGCUGCGAGCCGUCCACCCACCCACCUCCGCCGCUCCGGCAGCUGCUGGCUCCCCAGUGGGCCGAUGCAAGUUUUCUGAGACAGUUGGCCAGCUCUUGAAAGAUGUUUUUGAGAACUCUCAUCACGUUGUCCUCGCGAGGCCCAGCCCAGUAAACCGGUACCGGGUGUGCCGGGCGUGGCCCAGAGCUGCUGCCCUCCGCCCGCGUCCCGCCGUUGCUAGCGGGCUGCUGCGCUCUCCUCUGACCCCGCUGAGGGGGCCUCGGCACAGCCAAUGGCAGUCUGCGCUCUCGACGCCGAGAACCCGCCCUCUACGGUCUCGGACCAAUCAGCGUCCCCGUCUGAUUGGAGAGGCAGCACAAUUAGCCAAUGAAGAGGCCAAGUGCGGGACGGAGAAGGAGGAGGGGGCGGGAAUAAUCCGGCAUCUCUUUCAGGGGUAG